AAGGUAUGCGAGUGCGCGGUGGGAGCGAUAGGCCCGUCAGGGGAAGGGGGUGUGUCCUGGCGGCCGUGCACCUCCUCUGAUUGGCCGGCAGACUGACGAGUACGUUUCCAGUCGGUCCGGCAGCGGUGUUAGCGUGCGUCAGCUUUACGCAAUCCAAAAGGGAAGAAGAGGCGUGUCAGGUUGCUCAGUGAGCUAGCCCAUUGGCUGGAAGGCUCCGGUGCCGGCGGCCGGGCCAGGCCUGAGGAGGGCGGUGCCGCAGGCCUGGUCCCGGAGGUGACUACCGGCUUCAGCGAAACGAUCAUGGCAGCUCGGAGUGGUCAGAGAGCUCUGAGAAGAGUGGUCUCAGGAUGCUGUCCUAAGUCGGUGACAGCGACGGGAGCCCCUUCUCCGGCGCAGGGGUCUGCGCCAAAAGUCAGAUAUUUGGCUUCCUGUGGUAUACUGAUGAGCCGAACUCUUCCACUACAUACCUCAAUUUUGCCUAAGGAGAUAUAUGCAAGAACUUUAUUCAGAAUUGCUGCACCAUUAAUAAACAAAAGGAAAGAAUAUUCAGAGAGGAGAAUUUUAGGAUAUUCAAUGCAGGAAAUGUAUGAUGUAGUAUCAGGAAUGGAAGAUUACAAGCAUUUUGUUCCUUGGUGCAAAAAAUCAGACAUAAUAUCAAAGAGAUCGGGAUAUUGUAAAACACGAUUAGAAAUUGGGUUUCCACCUGUGUUGGAGCGCUAUACAUCAGUAGUAACCUUGGUAAAACCACAUUUGGUACAGGCAUCCUGUACUGAUGGGAGACUUUUCAAGCAUUUGGAGACAAUUUGGCGUUUUAGCCCAGGUCUUCCUGGCUACCCAAGAACGUGUACCUUGGAUUUUUCAAUUUCUUUUGAAUUUCGCUCACUUCUACACUCUCAGCUUGCCACAUUGUUUUUUGAUGAAGUUGUAAAGCAGAUGGUGGCUGCCUUUGAGAGAAGAGCAUGUAAGCUAUAUGGUCCAGAAACAAAUAUACCUCGGGAGUUAAUGCUUCAUGAAGUUCAUCACACGUAAAAGAAAGGAAGAGCUGGUGUCAUAUACUUACAACUUCAGUUUGUUCACUUUUAAGAUCUUAGUGCUUUCAUGAUUUUUUUUCAGAAGUCAGAAAGCAUUUGUUAAAUUCAGCUUUGAUUAUAAACCUGCACCGUUGAAAAUUUGCACAUAGCGUGUGGACCCACUCUUACAUAGAAUUGUCUUCAAUCAGGUGUAAUUGUGACAAAUAUGUUCAUUAUCAUGUUCUGCAUUUACAGUAAUGGGAUGUCAUCACCACUGGUAGAAUAUUGACAUUAUUCUUCUGAGCAGAAAUUGAAAAUACAGAUUUAAACCUUUUAAUGAAAGUAUUUAGUUGAGGUUCUCACACAGCAUGUAUUAUAUUAACCAUAUCACGCUUAAGUUAUUAAAUUCAGUCUAUUUGUAACUUAUUGUUAUAUGGCCUUCUCGUGGCUUAGGAUAUUUUGAGUAAUCAUCAUAUAUUUAAAGUAAAAACUUUGAUUUAAAAGUACUGUUAAUGAAGGUUCCUGACACUUUAGUUAUUUUUAAAUUGCUCUUACAGGUGGUAGUAGAUAAUUCAGUGCCAUCAUGAGGUUAGCUCCCAGAUAAACAGUGAAUUUUGUUUUUGUUUUUGGUAAGUAGUCCAGAAUAGCUGCCUGUUCCUAGUAGUUUGCAGCCUUCUUCCAGGUACUUCGGCUGCUCUUUUAAUAAUGCUACUUUUGUGUCAAACUUUGUUUACUAUGGGUAGGCAACAGAUGAAGAUGAGUUUGUUGAUAUGUCUCUAACAAUAUGUAUCUCUAUUUUCUAUUUAUUGUGUGUACUCACUUAUAAUAAUGUAUUUCAGACUGAUAUUUUUUAAACAAAUCAAUGUAAGGACUGAAAGAACAACUUAAUAAAGUUAAUUUGUUUAUUUUUUUUGUACAGUUAUUUUGGUUAUUGAAAUCUUCCUAUAUUGUUUCAUUGUGUACGUAUGUAGACAUAGUAAAGUGUCAUUAUAGCAUUUCAUGUCUUAAAAAUACUUUCAUAGACAUAGACGGAUCUGGGCAAAAUCCAGUCUUCUUUAAUCUAUAUUGAUCUUCAUACCCUCUAAUCCUCUUGCUUUAAACUUCCAGUAAUAAUGCUGUUAAUUUUAUUUCCUCAGUAAUUAAUUGGCUACAUAAAUGGUAUGUUUGUGCAUGAAUUUGUUCAGUUAAUCUUUUUUGACAACCUCCUUUCUCUUUUGACAUGGGGUAUACAGUGGUGAAGAACUCACAUGGAACUUGGUUGUCAAGUAGAUUUCCACUCACACAUGAUGUAUCUGCCCAGAGCAUAAGUAGUUUGAAUAUAAUUAUGUGCCUUUAAAUUACAAAGUAUUUUACAAAUGGCAAAGUCAUUUAAAGUUUUUUCAAAAUAAAACUCAAGAUUUUUGAUCUUUCCCU
Messenger RNA from Otolemur garnettii (small-eared galago), 2423 nucleotides. It is a transcript of the gene COQ10B, whose product is annotated as coenzyme Q10B. Lineage: Eukaryota; Metazoa; Chordata; Mammalia; Primates; Galagidae. The coding region runs from base 301 to 1029 and encodes 242 amino acids. Gene Ontology annotation, molecular function: ubiquinone binding. The record is from RefSeq and is a predicted model, not a curated record. Gene Ontology annotation, biological process: ubiquinone biosynthetic process; cellular respiration. Gene Ontology annotation, cellular component: mitochondrion. The transcript is spliced from 5 exons.